AUGCGGGAAAUUAGAUUGCCAGAGUACAAUCGAUAUCGGUCACUGAGCGAUGAGCUCAGAGAUCAGAAUCGCCUUCUAGUGCUUGAAGCUGCCAAGAACGCGAUGGAUCAAUUUAGCAAGGAGAUGCUUCGGAUAGGAACGUUGCAAGGGUUCAAACAUUUCAAGUGCUACUUGAGGGGCCGGGAGGAGCUUCUGGUCACCGUCCCCCGCGUUCUCGUGCAGACGGCUGAGGCGACAGAGGCGGAAGCAGCAGCCUCGUACGGCAUCAUCUCUGUCAGCAGCAACGAGCUGUACUCCUCCUCCCCAGCUAAGCGAAUCUCUCCCGAUAACCGCGGACGCGCUCCUGCAAGCCCCGCCGACAAGGAGACCGCGCGAGCAUCUGAACUAGAAUGUGUCUUCCUGAUCGGCGCGUACGUUCGGUACAAGUCGCCCUAUGUUUGGCUUCGCAGCGGCGACUUGGACGGCUACACCACCACCGACAGGGACGUCCCGCUGAAGCUGCAGACGACGACCGACUGGACCAACGCGCAAUCGACUGUGUGGGAGGUGAUCGCUGAGCUAGUUUCAGUCACAACGAAGCCGAAGCCAAGGAACGCGUUCUCAGUCGAUUUCUCGCUUCUCGAGUCGCUGCCUCUCAUGAACAGCAUGCUGGCGAGCGGGGCCCUCGUUCGCAUGCUGCAGGAAAUCAGCAAGAAAUCUUCGGCUGCUCAAGACAAGUUGAUCCUGAACGACCUACAGAGGCUGACCAGCAUGCACUUGAUCUGUUUCACAACAGCUUCUGAACACUUCAGGGAGUGCGAGCAGGAGGGCGAGGGAGUAGCUGACAAGUCAAGAAGGAGAUGA
Molecule: messenger RNA, 843 nt
Organism: Guillardia theta CCMP2712
Lineage: Eukaryota; Cryptophyceae; Pyrenomonadales; Geminigeraceae
Exons: 12
Coding region: 1-843 (280 amino acids)
Source: RefSeq, a predicted model, not a curated record